AUGGAUGCUCGUGCCGCUCGUGGCGUCUCCGCUACGGCGGUCGCAGAGGCUCUCGAAGCCAACCGCGCACUUGUAGCUGAGUUGCAAGGUCUAGAGCAGUCGCUCAUGAAGGAAGAGGCCAAACUGUUGGCCAAAACGCAGGCAAUUCGUCGUCGUAUGGCUUUACGAAGGGCGCAGCAAGCCAUGGACGCUCUGCUGCCUCGUAUGCAACAAAACGAGAAAAUGAUGCAACGAUAUGAACGAAGCCCACGCACUAGAAAGAAAACGGGGGUCAUGCCGCGCUCGUUCAUCCGCCAACAGGCUUCGUUCUUCACUGACGAGGAAGAGCGCGAGCGGAAGGUGGGGAGACCCAAGAAGAAGAAACAGAAGACGUUGGAGCUUACAGGCGCCGAAGACGAAGAGCAGAUGAGGCUCCGAGCUGUUUCAGAGCCUCCACCCAAUGCUGACACGGAGUUUCUGCGUGCGCACAGCCACGAGGCCUUCGUCGCCGGCCCUCCGACCAUUUUUUCGUCUAGAGAGCGGAAAGUCGUUAAGGAAUUUGCCGAAGAUUUUUACAUGACGCAUGCACCAAACGAGGAAAUCCCAUUACAAGUGUGGAACGGUAUUUACAAGUGGCAGGGCAUGAGGAAGUCGAGACAACUUCCCAUUGAACGCUCAGGCUUUGCCUGUAAGUUAUGGUACGACCUCCACGAGUCGUCUACCUUGCGUCUAUGUGCGUGGACUAAAGAGGAAGACGCGGCGUUAAGACGCUUAGCCACUGGGGGAGUUGAUCCUGCACUGGUGAACCAGUGGCAUGAGAUUGCCAAACGCAUGCCUAUCCCCGGAAGACCAGCAGCACACUGUCUAACUCGAUACCAGACUGCGUUGUGUGCCGACAAUGCAAAAUCCGGAUUCACACCCGAAGAAGACCAGAUAUUACGCCAAGCUGUCCCGAUUUUUGGGGAGAAGUGGAACGUGAUUGCAGAUUUACUGGACGGUCGAGUGUCGGAGCAGAUUCGCCACCGAUGGCAACUCACGCUUGCUCCGGGACUUCGACGCGGCAAGUUUUCGGUGAUUGAGGAUCGACGGAUGUUGUUAGCAAUCCGCGCGUACGUUCCAAAUGGCACUGAGUACAACCUGGAGCAAGUAGCUUGGAACGAUAUCAGUCACCAUAUCCCCGGGCGAACGCAGCCAGCGAUACGUGAUCGAUUCCUCAAUUGUCUGAACCCCGAGUUGUCGUUCCGUAAGUUUACCAAACAGGAGGAUCAGAUUAUCCUGUCUAGAGUGCGAGAGUGGGGCGUUGAGUCUGCCAGACUGUGGCCACGUCUUGCUGCUGAGCUGGGUGAUCGCACCGACUCGCAAGUAUGUCGACGCUGGAGGUUUUUGGAUCCAGAAGCGUAUGAAAAGCGCAGUCAAGCAUUAGAACAAGCCACUGCACAGCAGACAACCGCGGUGUUUCGUCGACGAUCGAUCCACCGACACGUCCCCAGUAAUAGUAAGAAACAUACCUCUCGAAGCACUUACAACGGUGAAGUUGAGCAAGGCGAUCAGAUCAAAGCUACUAGACGAGGACCAAGAGCUCGCACCAAGUGA
Messenger RNA from Phytophthora nicotianae INRA-310, 1572 nucleotides. RefSeq lists its product as hypothetical. The record is from RefSeq and is a predicted model, not a curated record. Bases 1 to 1572 code for a protein of 523 amino acids. The transcript has a single exon. NCBI's taxonomy places the organism in Eukaryota, Oomycota, Peronosporomycetes, Peronosporales, Peronosporaceae.